This is a messenger RNA of Culex quinquefasciatus (southern house mosquito), 5308 nucleotides long. RefSeq names its product zinc finger FYVE domain-containing protein 9. Gene Ontology annotation, molecular function: metal ion binding. Gene Ontology annotation, biological process: endosomal transport. Gene Ontology annotation, cellular component: early endosome membrane. The record is from RefSeq and is a predicted model, not a curated record. Lineage: Eukaryota; Metazoa; Arthropoda; Insecta; Diptera; Culicidae.
UCACAAAAUCUCAAUCGCAAAACGUCAAAUCGUGGAAUAUUUUUUGCAGCGCAGUGAUUGUUUCGGUCAAUUUUUCUUAAUUUUGUGUAAAAUUAAGCUUUAAAAAUAGGAAAACUUUGUCGCACCGACGUUGAUGCGUGUCCAGGCACUGCUCUUUGCCAGAAAAUGUCCAAAUUAACGCGCUCGGUGGACCGUUUGCCGCGAUAACGUAAACAUCCGAACAUCAACAUUCACACGCAAGCACACACACGCACUCCUCGGGGUCCGAGGACCCGGUCCGGAAGAUUCCUACACUGAUAAUUUGGAGAAACCAACUAAUUGCUCGAUCGUCUGGAAGCAGCUUUUCGAUUGGGUCGUGAGCAUUCGGUUACGGAUUCAUUUAACGUCGUUUAAACUAAUUAGGCAGAUUUUGGCAGCAUUCCCGGAAGAAGAGGAUAGGAACAUCUCGCAAUGGACCUGGUCGACAUCGAUAAAGUGUUGGACGAUUUGGAGCUGAACGAGGAUAACAAUAGCCGGACGGCGGUGGUGAACUCACGUGGAUUGAUGGGAGCCGGAGGAGGAGGAGAACCAUCACCAGGUACCACAUCGAUCAAGAAAUACCCCACCCCAAAAACACCCGCCCAAGACCCACCCGCGCCGGCUUCUGAACAAAUUCCACCCCUGCAUGAAAAUGGACCUGCUUUAUCAAACAACCAAGGCCACGCCGCUGGUCCCGGUCCCAGCUUCAACGGUGGCGACAAAAGCAAACCCAAAACCAGCGUCGUCAACGUUUCCACCGUGUUCUCCAGCCUCAACGAGUACGUCAACGCCGGAAACGAACUCAGUGAAAAGCUGCAGCAGAUCGAAAUCCAACCGGAUCCUCCAGCUGGCAUCCCACGCGCAGCCAGGGACGCCAGCAACGGCGACAGCAAACCGUUAAUUUCUCCCUCGAGCUCGUCAAUUUCGACCGACUCGCGGUCGUCCUCGUCGCUCGGAGGCCGCGUUGACUGCUCCUCGUCUUCGAGCAACAGUUCGGGAUCGGGCCACCGGCAGGUUAAGAAGCCGCGCCAGCAAAGACACAGUAGCAGCAGCUGUUCCGACACGGCUUCGUCCACGUCGACCAGCGACGGCGAAGAGGACGACGAAACGGGAGUUCACGAGCGGCUAAACAACGAGGGGCUGUCGCUGAGUGCGGGUGAUUACAUUCUGGACUCGUCGGAAAACACGACGACCGUGGCCACGACCAAUGAGGAAGCGCCGAAGGAGGAGGAACCGUCUGGGCCAAGCGAGCAGCAGGACACCUCAGCGUUCUCCUACAAAAACAGUUUGUACUCGGACACACUGAGCAACGACGUUAUCAACUUGGAAGGUAUCUCAUCGAUAUCAUCCAUCGUGGCGGUAGACUUAACCAGUGCCGGCCAAGGUGACACCGGCCGGCGAUGGUUCGCCCCUCAGGACGAACAAAACAACCGCAAAGAGGAAGCGAUGCUGGCGAAGCCCGAAGUGCUCGACGAAGACCGAACCACCGAGGUUAAGAAGGUGGUCGGCUUUGAGUCCACCAUGGACGACGUGUCGGACACGGAGCUGGAGAGCUAUCUGCAGGAGCUGGAAGAGUACGACAUCCAGCAGACGAUUGCACCGAUGGUGACGUCGGCAACGGCGGUGACGACGACAGCAGCGACGGUUACGACGGAAGAGGUGCAACCUGAGGAGGAAGUCGUGAAAGAGGAAGUCAAGGAAGAGCUUGUGGAAGAAAAGGACCGCAAGGACACGGUGAGCAUCGGAAGUCACAACAGUAUUGACACCAGAAGUGACGAAAGCAUUCCGGAGUCGAACCGGGGUGAAAACGACGAAGAUCUGAUCUCGCAAGCGUCGACGCUGGAGUUUAACGAUUUGGCAGCGAUGACUGCGGCGAAUGGGGCUGGUGUCGUAGUGGCGGUUCCGGACAUCGCCGUGGAUGACAUUCAGGACAAUGAAAUUCCCGAGUUUGCCCACGAAGGUCCGGCGGACGAUGGCAGCGAGAUUCGGUUCAUCGAUUGUACCGAAACGGAAUCGGCAGUGAUACGAGAGAAUCUCCCCGCGGCAGAGGAAGCACGAGCAGCUGGCGCGGAUUACGGUGGACAACCGAGGGUGAUUGAAGAACCAAUUGUACCGCAAGUGUCGACGGUUCCUUUGCCGAGACCAAACUCACUGGAGUUGCCAAACCAGCCGGAAAGUGUAAUCGAAAAGCAAAGCUCUCCAGGUCACACACCUCCUUCAUCAGUGUCGCACGGAAUUGACUCCGACCAAGGUAUGACCUUGUCGUCUACAAGUUCCGACGACUUUGCCCCCUCGUCAGUAGCAGUAGUUCCUCCUCCGUCGGCUCCUCCGACCGAAGCAAGCGAAGGCCUGCUGCUUUCGGACGGAAGCGGACAAGCGGCAGGUCCUGGCGAUGACUAUCGACCGCCACUCGUAACGCUGACCAGUGCCCAAGCCCAGCUCGGAAAGAUCCCGCCGUUCUGGGUUCCGGACAAUUCCACAAACUUCUGCAUGCAAUGUAACCAAAAGUUCUCCAUCAUCAAGCGACGCCACCAUUGCCGGGCCUGUGGCCAACUGCUCUGCUCAGCCUGUUGCUGCCUGAAAGCCAAACUGGAAUACCUCGGCGAUGUCGAGGCACGAAUCUGCAUCCCGUGCGACAUCAUCCUCAACCAACAGCAGCAAGCUCUGGAAGAAGCCGCGUACGGAACGCAAUUUGCAAUCGCCGCCGGAGCUUCCGGACCAUCUUCCUCCUCUCGCCAACCUAAUCCGAACAAUCCCAUGGAGUACUGUUCGACCGUGCCGCCCUUCCAACAGGCCAACAGCAACGCGCCGCAAUCUCCGAUCUCCGUCAUGGUUCCGGUCGGCGUGCUGAAACGAGCCGGAGCGCCACGCUCGGGACGCAAGGAUAAAACGGUCAUCUUCAGCGAUGGCAUCCGACCCGGGUGCGAUUUGACCGAACUGGACGAAAACUGGGACGCGCAGCCCAAGACGUCGCCCUCGAUUCCCGGCGGUGGCCACGGAGACAAGCGCAAGGGACGAGUGCAGACACCCGUGAGCGGUACAAACCCUCCCGCUUCAUCCAGCACCAGCAAACCGUCGUUGAUUCCCGCAGGUGAGAACAAACUGCCGCCGAUCGUGAAGCAGCUCACGAAAACCGAAUCCAAACACAUUGAGAUCGACAACGAUGCGGCCCUGAUUGCGAGCUUACGCGAUGGAACACUGACCUUUGCGCUGCAGCGAAACCUGCACGUUCUGGUGACGAUCGUGGAACUGAACUGUUGCAUCAAUAAAACUGUGAUCAAUUUUACCACCCGUGGGAUGCACUUUGUCGGACAGGACGAGAUUGUGAUUCUGCUGGAGCUGGGAGAUUCACAGCUGCUGCCGAAGGAUAUCUUUGUGCAUUUGAACGAGAUUUACGAGGACGCGGACGGUGGUAGUACUCUUACGGAGUUGGGCUUCAGUCCGGCGAGAAGUUCGAACUUUGGGCUCGAAAAUCACGGUGGGUUUUUGUUCGUCCGGCCGACCUACCAGUGUAUGCAAAAUGUGAUAUUACCGGACCAGCCGUACCUGGUGGGCGUCCUGAUCCACCGUUGGGAAAUGCCCUGGGCUAAGAUCUUACCGUUGCGGCUGAUGCUACGGCUGGGUGCACUGUACCGAUACUAUCCGAGUCCACACGUGAGCGUCCGGGAACGAGACUCGGUAUACGUCGAAAUUGCCCAAACCAUCAUCAACCUGUUGGCGGACUUCCGGAACUAUUCGUACACGAUUGCAACCAUCCGCGGCAUGGUAAUCCACAUCGAGGACCGCAAAACAAGCAUUCUGAUUCCACGCAACCGGUACGAGCAGGUCAUGAAAGUGUUGAUGAACGGCUCGACGGACCAACUGCUGGCCCUAGGGGGGAACUUCAGCAAGGUUGCUGACGGACAUUUGGUGUGCAUCCAGAACACCGAGUCCGGCUGCCCGGAAGCGACACAGUAUUCGACGCAAGCGAUCAACAUUGAGGGACAACCGAGGAAAGUGACCGGGGCCAGCUUCCUGGUGCUAAACGGAGUGUUGAAACCCAACAGUGGGCUCGUGGGCAAGUGCAGUAUCGUCGAGGACGGGCUGAUGGUUCAGGUGCCGCCGGCCAAGAUGGCUAGUAUUAAGGAAGCGUUGAAGCUGAUGAAGGACUACCGAAUAGUGUGUGGUCCGGAGGAGGGCGACGACACACAGAAGGAAAUCGUCAGCAUCGAGUGGACUGAUAACGAUCUGAACUUUAACAUUGGAGUCGUUUCCCCAAUCGAUAAGAAACCACUGAAUGGAGUGCCUAGUAUUAGAGUGCAUAGAGGAACUGACUAUUCCAACGCGAACCACAUAAUCCGCUGGACGGAGGUUUUCAUAAUUCAGAGUGACGAAGAAUCGAACCAGCCUGGGGAUCCAGUGAACAUGUCGAAGCUUUCGGAGCAGGUGGCGAAGAGUGCGUGCACGGCACUGGUCGCGUUUCUCGAUCUGCUAGCGUCCAACGGAUGUCACAAAAUUGGCCUUAGGAUUAUGCUGGACUCCGAACAGGUAUCGUACGAGGCCGGCAGCCAGUACAGCAAGCUUGGUCCGCUGUACAUGAACGCGCUGGAUAACGAGCUGAUCGGAACUCUCAACAGGCAAGCCAACAGUCUCCACCUGGACCAGCAGAUUAUCGUUGAGCUGAUUUUCCACAUUCUGGACAAGUAAGAAUAAGCAAGUUAUUAUUCGACCUACAUGGCUCUAUUACUUGUUCUGGAUGGGAUUAGCUGCAGUGUUUCACAAUAUAAAAAAUACAUAAACUUAUGAUGUUAGACGUCUACCAACAGGAAAUACUACCAAACUAGCUAGAGAUUCGGUAGAUUGGAGCGAGCAUUAAUGGAUUUCCAGUUAUGAUAUUAGUGGUAGCAGAAACAAGAUUAUAAAGUGCAUAUGAAACGCAUAGUCUCGCGUCAUAUUGUUGCAAUUUGAGUGGGUCAGCUGGAUAUUGUGGAUGCGCCUGCGUUGAGAUAUUUACAACCGAAACGAUGAUUUGAACUAGGUUUAAGGUACGAGUACUAAUCGGUUGCGUUCUGACUUAUUAUACGUCUACACAAGUACUAUGGCGAGAAAAGUGUGAGAUUUUAGUCUGUGAGGUGAGGCAAGUGUCAAGAUGAUAUGAUAAUUAUCGUAAGAGAGGGACAAGUAACUUGUCUUUAUAAGCAUAUUUCUUGUAUAGUUGAAUUAUUGGAAAUUUAUUAUUGCUAUUAAUCAACUUAAAAUAUUUAUAUUUUAUUUAGAAAUUUUAAAAAUAUAGAGAGAUAUUGGAAGCAAA